Messenger RNA from Aricia agestis (brown argus), 988 nucleotides. It is a transcript of the gene Ankrd49, whose product is annotated as ankyrin repeat domain-containing protein 49. Gene Ontology annotation, molecular function: protein binding. The transcript is spliced from 4 exons. The coding region runs from base 143 to 847 and encodes 234 amino acids. NCBI's taxonomy places the organism in Eukaryota, Metazoa, Arthropoda, Insecta, Lepidoptera, Lycaenidae. The record is from RefSeq and is a predicted model, not a curated record.
GAUUACUAGUAUUUGCAUAAGACAAAUAGUCAAAACAUAGUAAAAAGAAAGGAAAAAGAAACUUCGGUGCCUGCCAACUAAAUCAAUAAUCUAGGUAGGCAACUAAAUUUAUCUCGUUACCAAUUAACUGAAAAUCAGCAAAAUGUCUGACUCUGAAGAUGAUGAUAUAUUCAAGAGGGACUUUAAUGAUAUCGCCGAUGAAAUUGAUAGGUGUAAAAAAAAUCCAGAAACCUCUGGAAUGUUUGUUUCUGGCUGGGAUGACGCCGAUGCUGAUGUCAAUGUUGUGAAAAAUCCUAAAGAUAAUCCUGUAGAUUACAUUCUGUGGGCUGCUGAAAAUGGUAAACUAGACAUAAUAAAGGAAUUGUUGAAAACCCAGCCUGGACUAGUACAUGCAAGAGACGCAGAUGGAUACAGUCCACUACAUAGAGCCGCAUACAGCAAUCACGUGCAUGUCAUAUCAUACUUGCUGAGUAAAGGUGCUAAUAUCCUGGCCAAAACCGAACUGGGUUGGACACCGUUACAUUCUGCAUGCAAUUGGAAUAAUUAUGCUGCUGCUGCUCGACUAUUGGCCGGUGGUGCAGAUCCGGCUGCCCUCUCAGAAGGAGAACAAACUCCACUGCACCUAGCAGCAGCCAUAAGCCAUUGCAAGUCAACUCUGCUCAUAUUAUUCUUACGAGAAGAUAUUGUAAAAAUUGCUAAGAGACCUAACAAUUCUGAUGAAACACCAGAACAGUUGGCGAGAGGGCAUGGAAUAUAUGCUCCCCUGUUUGAAAUGGUCUUACCGGCUGCAUCAUACAUUAAAUCUAUGGCAUUUACUUCUAAUCCUUAUAUGAAAGUGGAAGAUUAAUCACUAGCAAGGUAUAAAUUUAUAAUGUCAAAAAUCUAAAUUAUAAUGUCUAUCACUAGAUUUAAAUGUUUUGUUUAAAGUUUAUGUUGUGUUUAAAAAGUGAACUCUCUUUGCAUUUUUACUACUGUAUACUAUCAGAAA